GCACAGCGGGUUGGUUAAGUCUUUAUCUGCUCUGCUGACGAUCUUUAUAUGUUAAUUCUUCAAUAUAUGUCGAGGAAGUUAAAAAGAGGACUUUAAACUAAGUCUCGCCAACUGUUUAUGUGCUCUGGUGCAGCCCGAGGAGAGGCUUACUGGAGGUUUUUGCGGGAAGAAGAAGGGAGCCAGACAGGCGACAGUCAGCGCUGUCUUGGCCUCAGGGCAGAGGCAGGGAGCGAGCAGGCGAGCCAAUGAGAAGGAGACAUCCGCUCCUCUCUGUCCUGCCCGGCUUGGCUCAGCUCGGCGCGCCCUGUAAUUAGGAGCUCUAGCUGGGUUGGGCGCCGCCACGGUGGACAGCCUGGCUGCUGCGUCAAGGGAGUUUGGGAACGCCAGCUCCAGACUGUGCGUGGAUUUCUGAGCACUCCUGCUUCAGAGGUCAGAGCAAACACCAGAAAGACAAAAAGCAACCUGAAAAUGAACGGGCAGCCUUCACCUGUCUUUGAGGAGAAGAAACCCUCCCUCCCCGUGGCUGGGAGCUCCAUCUCGGCAACCAAGGAUUCCCCGACGCUGCCGGAGUCCUCCUCCACAGACAUGGGCUUCUACAGCAGCCAGAGUGCGCUCCACGGAUCGCAGGAUUUCUACUCGGCGCAGCAGUACUCCGCUCAGCACAUGAACCCGUACGCGUACCACCACUACAACCUGAACGGGAUGGGUGCCGGCGGUGCGUACCCUGUUGGGAAGGCCGAGUACCCUUACCCGCACGCAGCGUACAGAGAGCACGGCGCGUUCAGCAGGGAGGUGCAGUCAACGCUCCAGGACGGUGUGAAAGAAGAACCAGACGUGGAAGUUCGGAUGGUCAACGGGAAGCCCAAGAAGGUGCGCAAGCCCCGGACCAUCUACUCCAGCUACCAGCUGGCCGUCCUGCAGAGGAGGUUCCAGUCGGCCCAGUACCUGGCCCUGCCGGAGAGGGCGGAGCUUGCCGCUCAGCUGGGCCUCACACAGACACAGGUCAAAAUUUGGUUCCAGAACCGUCGCUCCAAGUUCAAGAAGCUCUACAAGAACGGAGAGUUUCCACUCGGGGACAUUCCUCUUGAACACAGUCCUGAUGCCAGCGACUCCAUGGCCUGCAACUCUCCCUCAUCCCCAACUGUGUGGGAAAACAACAACAGCAACAACGACAACAACAGCAGCAGCAGCAGCAGCAACAACAACGCAAACAGCAGCAAGAAUACUGUGAUGAUGGAUCCUACCAGCAGGGGGCAGGCUCCCUAUCAGCCCCCAGUGGAGUCUUCGCCCGCCUUCAUGGGGGAGUACACGCACCAGAACUGGUACCAGCAGCAGGGCGUGCAUUUAGGCCUGCCGCCGUCGGGCCAGACGCACCACGCAACAGCGAGCGCACCGUCGGCCACACAGAGCAUGGGAGCCGUCUACUGAUGACCAACACGGCGUUUCCACCGGAGCCCUGCGCUCAAACACCAGGUGAUGAUUCGGAGCUCUGCCGUGACCAGAAACACCUGACUAUGAUCAUCAGACACGAGUCAUGACUGUAAAAAUCCUGACACACAAGUUGUAAAACAGGCUGCAAAUGUGGAUUGAAAACAAAUGUCGUCCUCAGUUACCCUCGCUGCUCCCAAGUUGAACUCAUAACUGUGCAGAGGUUCGGGUGACUGAAGUGGAUUUUUCCACUGCUGAGACUGAUACUGAUAUUUUUAUGUGAAAUCAUUGAUAACAGAUAAUAUUUUGUAUAUUUAAUGUUUGAAUUUUGACCAUAUUUAUUCCAAAAAAAACAGAAUUAUUUAGUUCUUCCCUUAAAGUGUUCUCUAAAAGGGCCUCCAACAUGAAAAGUGAAUACUACUGAAAGUCUCCCACCAGCGUUAGCGGGGCAAAAUGUUGAAAGACAUCAGCCCAACGGAGGAGACAGACUCUGUAGUCUUGCAGUAGAAUUUACAAAAUACAUAUCCACAUUUACUUACUUCAAACUCACUUUUCGUUGAGGAAAGGAGGAGAGUUGCCUGUUUUGGACGUUUGACACCAGAUUAAGUCACUGUUUAGCUAUUUAUGUAGCACAUUUAAAAUGAUUUAAAGAGCUUUCAACCAAAGAAUUAAGACUAAUAUUCCAAAUGUAUCCAACUAAUUUGAGUACUGCUAGAUUCUUCAGGUUAAGACCCUACAAUGUUAAAGAUUCUGUAGUCUUGCAGUAGAAUUUACAAAAUACAUAUCAACAUUUACUGAAUUGAAACUCACUUUCCGCUGGGGAAGGAUGUUGAGCAACAGAAGCAGACAGGUGGUUUUAGUUUUCUUUUAGUGGCAGCUGGAGCAGGUAAAAGUAGAAUUGUUUGUGCAAGAGAGGACAUCAAGACUGUAUUCUUGGCUUAGAGGUAAGGCUGGGAAUAAAAAAUGGAAUUUAUAAACUUUGGAUGGAGCCACGCUGGCCGUUUCUCCCUGCUUGCAGUCUUUGUGCUAAGCUAAGCUAAGCUAAGCUAAGCUAAGCUAAGCUAAGCUAAGCGGUGUUCAAACCUCUCACCAAAAUCCUCCCAUCUUUGCUUGUGGUCACAUUAGCUGCUACUAGUAUAAAACACCUGAAACACCUGCCAAACUGUUACUAGUUUAGUUGCAUUGUGGGUAAUGUAGUCGAAUGCAAGGAAUGAAAUAGACAAAUCUUAUGUUCUGCAGCAUUACAGCAUGAUUUUGGCACUUUAUGAAACAAACUCUGUUAUAUGUAUGCAAUGCUAAACCUAUUGCUAACUUGAGACUUUUCUAUAGACAAGUGCGUUAAAGUUGAAUCUCAAGACAUGCAACUGACAAGUCAAUGAUGUUAAGAUGUCUUCCUCAUGUCGGCAUUCGCAGCAGUUUUAGUCACAGAAUAGUGUUACUUUUUAACAACUAAGUAAGGAAAAGAUGGUUUUUACCUUGCUGACAUGUUUCAACUACGUCUGCAGCCUUCCUCAGAGCGUCAUCUCUGACGAAGACUUCCAUACUUAGUUGUCGGUUAAAAAGUAACGCUAUUCUAACACAAGAAACAACAAAACGAACAUAAUCCAAGUAUUGGUCAUUUUUGACAUGAAGGGCAAAAAGAAGUAUCAGCCAACCUGUUUAGGUUAAUUAUCUCCUGCCUUGGAGGCUGAACAUUUAAUUGAUGUACUGAGCAAAUCACAAAGAAAACUAAACUGUUGUGCCAUUGGUUUUUCAAACUCAUGCUAUCCUUGUUGUGAUGGUAUCCCAUAUGGCAAUAUUCAUUAUUUCAUUAAGGAUAUUAGGUAUAUCCUCCAAUAUUAUCUUACAUAGAUAUUUACAGGUUCGAGCAGCAGUUUGGGAUUGAGUGAAGAUGAUACGAUAUGUGACCAAAAAUUAGCCGAAAUGCUGCGUAGAGGAAAGACAUCAAACAUCCACAGAAGGCUCCCAAGACUUUAUUCUGUUAAUCCUCCAGGAAUUUAAAGUCUGGCAACACUGAAGGCCAAGUAUGAGUCUGCAUCCUACAGUUCCCAUAAUGCACCUUUUAAUCAAACUUGCUUCCCGCAACUUUGAAUCCUUCCCUGACGCUUUAAAGCAGGCUUUCUGGUAUAUAUUUGGAAGGCAGAUAAACUGAUAACAGAGUUAUUUCCUCAAACUCAACAAAGCUUCUCCAGGAAACAUUAUACAACACAUUCUCAGUAGUUCUCCCCACGGUGUUAAACUGUUCAAGUGGCCCUUUAAUUCCAGCUCGGAGACUCUACAAGAGCUCGAUAAAGGAACUGUCAAGAGCAAAGUUGGCUGGUUGGUGCUAAAACAUUUGAAAGUUGUACAUAUAUAUAUUUUAUGAACACGUGCUGUACUCAGGUCUCUUAUUUAUAGUGUAGAUAUAAAGUAGCACAGCUGUUUGUGCCUUUUGGAAAUGAGUACAAAAAAAAUAAAUAAAAUGUAUUUUGUGUAUUUCAA
Messenger RNA from Amphiprion ocellaris (clown anemonefish), 3909 nucleotides. Its product is annotated as homeobox protein Dlx3b-like. The record is from RefSeq and is a predicted model, not a curated record. NCBI's taxonomy places the organism in Eukaryota, Metazoa, Chordata, Actinopteri, Pomacentridae. Gene Ontology annotation, biological process: epithelial cell differentiation; regulation of transcription by RNA polymerase II; embryo development. Gene Ontology annotation, molecular function: DNA-binding transcription factor activity, RNA polymerase II-specific; RNA polymerase II cis-regulatory region sequence-specific DNA binding. The transcript has 3 exons. Bases 469 to 1428 code for a protein of 319 amino acids.